UAAUUGAACUAACUGUUUACUACACUCAGGCAGCAGAUUCUCCACACUUCCACAACUAAUUCCUCGCUCAUUCGGUGGAUUGUAUUAUGAGUCUUUCAAAAGAAUUUAAUGCAUUCUCAUUAGCUGACUGCCCACUUCAAUGGGAAUGAAGUUGACCAUUGCAUAUCAAAGCUGCGUUAGAGUUGACAUACCAAAAAUAAGAAUGUUCACCGCCCUUUUUUUAUAAAGUCAUCAUCCUUUGCUUGUUUAUAGCUCAGAUCUGAAAGGUACAGACCAUUUUUAGGAAUAAAACCAAGUGAUUAAUACAAAAUGACUAAAUAGCAAAACAUAUAGCAAAUAGCAGUCAUUUGUAUUAAAUUAUCCUGCGUAUAUGCUAUAUGGCUGUUGUGGACGAAUGUUGUUUCUGCUUGGAAAUCGUAUAUUUAACUGUAUGGUAUCCUUUUCCAAAAUGGCAUUUUCAAAAUAAUGAAGCAUCCGUUUAAAAAUAAUUUGUUUAUUUUUACAUAAACAGUCUAGAAAUAUCUGCAAGGAUAUUGCUAUAACUUUAGGUGACUAACAGAAAAACAGUCUUGUUACUAUUUGGCCUAUUAAAGGUUGUCUAUUAUGCAAAUCCACUUUUUCAUGUCUUUUACACAUGAGCAUGUGUAAAGAGAUUCGCUCACUUUGUGUCCUGAUCCAUUUAUAUAAAAACCUGAAAAUGAGCUGAUAAAAUGUUGGCCACUUUAUGUCAUACGAUUUUUGGGCUUGUGUAACCAUUAGCGAAUAACCAACCACCAACACCUUGUAACACCUUAUCACCUGAAUCUCCUCCUAGAGCACCAUUUUGUUAUUUUUAACCAAAUAUCUCUCAGGGGCGUGGGGAGUGGCUACUUAUUUUCAUCUAAAGUAACACAGAGAAUCAGCACUUUUGAAACAGGGGAUUAUGGGAUUUGUUUGGUAUUUCGAAAAUAACCCUUCAGAGACAUGUUUUGUAUAUAUCUGAGACCUAUAAUAUAUUGAUGAAAAACAGUAUAAUAGGAGACCGUUAAAGGAAAGUUAACACAUAUGACUUAAAUACCACUAUUUUUCAUCCCCUAUAACUCUACUGAGAUAUUCAGAAAAUCAUCCUCAAAUGAUGAUUUGACAUAUACCUGUGAAUUUAAGCUUGAGUGGAGUCCUGGAAGCUGGUUGAUCUCUUAGGUGAUUUGCUUGACUUCAGACCUGCUUUCAAUUCAAACUGAUUAGGCCUACAAGCUCCGCCUCCAUCUGCCGACCUACAUGUGGGUGAAAUAAGUCAUUUCAAAGGGCCCAUUUUCCUGUCUAUCGUCUUCCAAAAAUACAUUUGGCUAAAUCUUCAUGUUUGUAGAAAAGUGAUCACCACUUUGUUCAGUACAUUAGGCUUGUUAGAGCUGCUUUGUCUCAAAAUGAGUACAGUUAAUGUAACCAAUGUAGACAGCGAAUAUAUGCAAACUGGUGACAUGGACAUGACUUAUAUUUCAACUUCAUCCCAGCAGACUGAGCUGCCAGGUGGAGCUGAGCAGCAGACCAUGAGAGUUUACCUCAGAGUCAGACCUUUCUCUAAAGAGGAACUCUCUGACAAGGAGGAUCAGGACUGUGUAGGGAUUGAAAACAGCCAGACUGUGACACUGAAUGCACCAAAGGGUUCUGCCAACAUGAAGAGCAGUGAAAAGGGCAUUGGCAUGUCGCUGCACAAAUUCUCCUUCUCACAGAUUUUUGGGCCAGAAAUGAUGCAGUCUGAGAUAUUUGAGGCCACAGUCAAAAGCCAGAUGUCUGAUUUCUUGGAUGGGAAGAAUGCACUGCUAUUCAGUUAUGGUGUAACAAAUGCUGGGAAAACCUACACAAUCCAAGGAACUCCAAAACAGCCGGGAAUACUCCCUCGGGUGCUGGAUGCCACCUUUCAGUACAUAGGAGGCCAUCUGUAUGAUGGGAUGGACCUGAAGCCCUACCUCAGGAAUGAUGCCCAAUAUCUGGACCCUGACCAAGUCAAGCAGGAGAAGAGUGCUAAAGCGGCCAUUUUUGCUUCAGUCAAAGAAGAGUGUGAACCUCUUAGAUCCAGCGGUUUAGAGUCCUGCUCUGCGUUGACAAGCAACCCACCAGAAGCAGACAGCAGCCAGUUUGCAUUAUGGGUAGCAUUCUUUGAAAUCUACAAUGAGUGUGUGUAUGAUCUGCUUCAAGCUUCCCUGUGCUCCAAGUCUAAGAAACGGUCUUCUCUUCGAGUGUGCGACGAUGGUGCUGGAAAUUGUUAUGUCAAAGAUCUCAGGUGGAUAAACAUCCUCACCCUGGAUGAAGCUUCCAAAGUAUUACAGUUUGGAAACAAAAACAGAAGUGCCGCAGCCACAAAGUUGAACCAGUCAUCCAGCAGAAGCCACAGCAUAUUUACCAUAAAGUUACUGAAGAUCGAGGACAGUACAGUUACACGGAUCUCAGAGUUUUCUCUGUGUGACCUGGCUGGCUCUGAAAGAUGCAACAAAACCAAGACAUUUGGCGAGAGGCUGAAGGAGGCAGGGAACAUCAACAACUCCCUGCUUAUUCUGGGGAAGUGCCUCACUGCUCUACGCAACAAUCAGACUGAGGGAAUGAAGAACAGCUACAUCCCUUUCAGAGAGAGUAAGCUAACCAAGCUCUUCCAGGCCGUGUUCUGCGGCAAAGGAAGAGCGUCCAUGAUCGUGAACAUUAACCAGUGUGCUUCCACCUACGAUGAGACUCUCCAUGUUAUGAAAUUCUCUGCUGUUGCCAAACAGGUGGUGCAGGUGAUCCCAGACAAGCCUCUGAAAUCUCUUGCCCCUUGUUUAGUUGGCCGUGAUGGCAAGCCCCUGGUGAAGAAUGGGGUGAUAGACACCCAGGCCCUGGAGAGCUUCCUAUCUGAGGAGGAGCUGCUGGACGAGGAAGACGAGGCAAACAUGUCUUUGGCGACGGAGAAUGAGCUUGCAAAUAUGAUUGAGAGCCUGCGAACAAAACUACUAGCAGAGCGAAAAAGAAACCUUGUUCAGGAAAUGGAGAUCCGAAAUGAAAUGGGGGAUGCUAUGUUACAGCAGCUCAUGGAGAGUGAGGAACUCCGCAGUCGACAGAUAGAAGAGCUGAAGGAGAGCUUUGAAGAAAAGCUGGAGAACACUUUUGAGAUUUACAAGGAUGCUAUCAGAGAGCAUGCCUACCAGAGUGCGAUGAACAAUCUGGAAGAUGACUACGUACCUUUUGAUGAGUUUACUGCUGAACAGGAUAAAGUAGAGACCCUGAAGCGCAAAGUUUCUGAGUUGGAGGGUUUAACGUCCAGUAUCGGAGGAUUGUGUGCAUUUCCAACAGUGGACCAGUCGUGCCAGACUCAUCCAUAUAAAUCGACAGAAGCAGCAGGGGAUGAUCGAUGCAAACAUCUCUACAAAGAAAAAUGUGCCAUUGACAGCAUUUGUGAGGAUAAACAACAGUUGAUCCUUUGCCUAGAGAAAAGGCUGAAGGAUAUCAAUGUAACACUUCAGAACACCAGAGAUGCCUACCUGGAGAAAUCGUCUGAAUUGGAUGAUUUACAGAGAACGUCCAAGGAUCAGACCGAAUCAAUGGAGGAAAUUCUAUGGCAGAACGUUGAAAAGGAUCGGGAGAUCGCCUCACUGAAAUCAGAACUGGCGAAGCUUUCCCAGAAUUCCCAUAUGCAGCUCAGACCCAAAAGAGGCCUGCUCGCCAACAUCAGGGACGCUGUGACUUCUCCACGAAAGACUUCAACUACCCAAACGCCGAGAAAAACUGCACACCCCUAAAAAGCCCAGUAUCUGGAUACAGAUUUUAUAAUUUGGGUUUUAAAAAACUAUACAUGGACAGCUUUAGGGUACCUGGAAAGGAAACGGCAAGCAUAACAUUAUUUU
Messenger RNA from Gymnodraco acuticeps, 3851 nucleotides. RefSeq lists its product as uncharacterized. The record is from RefSeq and is a predicted model, not a curated record. The transcript is spliced from 18 exons. Gene Ontology annotation, biological process: microtubule-based movement. Gene Ontology annotation, molecular function: microtubule binding; ATP hydrolysis activity; ATP binding. Gene Ontology annotation, cellular component: kinesin complex; microtubule; nucleus. Lineage: Eukaryota; Metazoa; Chordata; Actinopteri; Perciformes; Bathydraconidae. The coding region runs from base 1404 to 3746 and encodes 780 amino acids.